AUGCCAAUGAUGGACCCGCUUCCUCAUGCUCCAUCCCUUCUUCCUCGUCGAACACCAUGGAGAGACCCUGCAUCUUCCCCUGGUCGACUCAGUCUACCUAGUUUUCCUGCUCAUGCCACUACACCAUCGGAGUCUCAAGGGUAUGUUUCGCCCGCUACACCUCCCAGUCAACUCCCUGCAGCCGAUUCCUCCCCUGGCAUCAACCACGAGCGGAGCUUCAGAAUUCAACAAAACGACAACUAUGGUGUCAAGAACAAAGACAUAAGAGAUGCGGCAUACGGAAAAUUUGGCAGAGCCAGGCAAGCAGAAGUUGGAAGGCCUGGUAGAGGUGGAGAUGGGGAAGAAGUUGGACUAACUAGAGGUAUUCCACCUCCAGCAACCCCACUUCUACAAAUCUCACAAGGAGCGUAUGACACUCCAGGUCGUCACCCUCGAUACGAGACUCCAGGACGCCCAUAUGACACACCGGUACCUCGAUAUCAGACCACCAUCGGCCAAGCUCGAUUUGACGCUCCAGCAGAUGGUCCCGAAUACGUCAGUCCAAGAGAGGUGGACCCGUAUUUCAACCCGGUAUUAAGGAUCACUUCGAAGCUUCCCCCCGGACAAUUGCAGAGUUCAGGACAAGGCGGAGGAGGGAAAAAGGGACAGGGAAAGAAGACUGAUGGCAAACAACCGACAUUUCUCACAAAGUUAUAUGCUAUUCUGGAACAACCAGAAUAUCAUCAUUUGCUCCUGUCAUAUACGAUGUCAGACCAAAGUCUGUCGAUCCGCUUGACAAGUGGGGGAGCACGGCUCCUGUCUUUGAGCGGGAUGUGGACAGAUGGUGCGGAUCCAUAUGAAGGAAUAAUGCGGAUAGCGGAAACAUUAUCCGCUUGCAUAUCUUCCGAUACCAUACUGUAUCCUUCGGGGAUCACUUCGUUCGCCUGUGCGGAUCAUACUUCGGUCUCUAUCGUGCACGAGAUCAUCCGGUGGGACAAAGAUGAAUCGACGAUAAUCAUUGAGAAACCUGAAGAAUUGGCGGAUAAGAUUUUACCUUUGGUUUAUAAACAAAGCAGGUUUGCUAGUUUUUCUCGACAACUCAACAUCUAUGGAUGGAUGCGCAAGGUCAGUCUGCGUCAUGUGGAGAAAGGUAUCAAUGAUCCAGAUGCUAGUACAUGGUCUGUUCGAUAUCAGCGUUCGAUCCCGUUGAGGCCAUCCCGACUUUGCUCGCUUUCUUAUCAAGAAUUGGAAGUUUUGUUAUUAACCUCAGCUCAUCCAUUCCUCCGACGUACCUCGACGCAAGCUGAGAUACUCGGUUUCAAACGUCGAGUACCACCACGACCUUCUCAAGCCAAGAAACGUCAACAAUCUUCUCCUCAAAAUGAAGAUCUUUCUUCCGACUCUGACGACUAUACAUCUCCUCCCGAUGCUUAUCAUCAUCAUCUCAUGUCCGAUCUCGAACCUCCUCGUCGACGAAAUGGUCGUUUGUCUUCCUCCUCCCCUCCCUUAAUUCGACCAGGUUCAAUCAACAAUAACAGAAAUCCCCUUCCUCGUUACUCCGUCCAGGGAAAGAUCGACCAAGAAGUCGAAGUUGAAACUCCCGUCCAACGUGCUGAUUCCCCAUUGGACGAAUUCAAUAUCGCCUAUAAACGAAUCACCUCCGGUAGAGCUUUACCAGUUCCACUAGGAGUUGGAACUCCGGCUAUUUUCCAUACUCUUUUACCUUUCCAUCAAUCUGAUCCUUAUCAACAUAACCAAACUUCCUCACAACAAUCAGAAAUACAACCUUCCAGUGCACCAGUUUCCGGUGGAUUCCUUCAUAAUCCAACCGUGAGACAAAUGCAUCUUCGAACUCGUUCUGUUCAAGCUGAACCUUCUUCUGCUACUCUCUAUUCUCCAUCUUCUUCAUCUAUUUCCCUUUCUCCAAGUUUCCCACAAGUUGAGGACGUACAAGAACAAAAGAAUAAACCAUACGACCUUACACAUCCAUCAACUUGGACAAGAACAGGUUUCACAGAUUUCGGUGGACAUACUUAUACACCUCUCAAUAAUAGAGGAAACCUUCAUAUCACUCUUCCACCUACACAAGUACAUUUACCAUCUACUGUUUCACCAGGAGUCUAUCAAACUGGUUUCGUUUUACCUCCUCAAAAACCUAGCUAUGUUCCUUUUACCCCGAGAGCCAUGCCGGAAGGUGCGGUUUCUCCCAUUACUUUGAAUCAUAGUCCCAAUAGAUCGAUUGAAGAGAGUCCGGUGAUUUCGCCGAACGUUUCGACUAGACAAAUGGAGAUGGAACUGGAUGUGGAAUUAGACACAGCUUAUAAAAGUCAAAGUCCUCGAUUAUCACAAUCACGAUCAAACUUGAAUCAAGAAGAAAAUCCUCAACUACCAGAUUAUCAACCUCAAACUCCUCGACAAACAUAUAUCGCCCAAAGUCCACAAUUAUCAUACACUAAUCAAAGUCCACAGAUGCCAUACCCAGUACAAAGCCCACAAAUGUCAUACCCGAAUCAAAGUCCACAAUCAAUACUCCAAGGAAGUCCGACACUAGCCCAAGCGUAUGAUAUCCCAAUGGAUACACCCGUGCCGUUACCCAGAAGAGCUUCAUACGGUGCUCCACCCCCAGGGGGCAGCAUGGGAAGUGGGCAAAGGUUGGCGAUGAGCUCUUUGACCAACAGUCUGUCGUCUCGUGUCGGGCGUCAGAAAGAGAAUGUAUCCGGACAUCUCGAGAGAAAUUCGGAAUCACAAAGAAUGGGAGCCGCAUAUGGAGAAACAGGUAUGGAUCAAGGAGGUGUAGGAAAGGAACAAGGAUCCGCAAGAAUAGGACAAGAUAACACAGAAAAGGGGGGAGAGAAUAUUGGGGAUGGAGGAAGAGAAGAAGGUAUGACGAGAGGAAAAGAGAAAAGUCCAAGAAUCAUUCAUGCCAGAAGAGCUACCCUCGCUAGUCCUUACUCCACUAUCAAACGUCCAGGAGUGUAUAGCACACAAUCAGAAGUGGACGUGAGAAGAAAGCCGGAUAUCGUUUGGGGAGCAGCGCAAUCACUUCCUGGUCAAUUGCAAAGACAACUCGGUCAAGAUGAUUCUCUUCAGAUGCGACACAAUGAGGAUUUGGUUGAUCAGACAUAUUCAGAUCAAUUCGGGGAGGAUCAAAGACGACAUCACUCACAAGGACAAAUAGGACAAGGAGUUCAGGAUCAAUUCCGAUCCCCUAUAAUCAAAGAUUCCAAUCAUUCUCAUUCUAUAUCUCCUCAACUUAACCCUCCAUCAUUCUCUAUCCCAUCUAAACCUUCCACCCCUCACAGAACCGAGAGAACCUUUUGGUCAGUCGACCGACCAUCAUCUCAGGCAAAUCAUAGAUUGUGGAAACCUCCUGUGUCAGACCAACCCAACGAAGAAUGGAAAACAUCCCAAGAUCAGACAGAACAAUGGACAAGGGACAAUCAUCGACAAAAUCCUCAGGAGAUGAUCGUCAGAGAUGGGGAAGUAGAUAAAGAAGAAGAGAGGGAAAGGUUGGAUCAAAGAUGGUCAACUAGACAAAGUCCAGGUUUACCCAGUGCAGAUUUAGAAGGUUUGGGACAUCCUUUUGAAGGUAUGUUUGAGGAUGAAGCGAUGAGUAUGACAGCUGGACCAUGA
This is a messenger RNA of Tremella mesenterica DSM 1558, 3612 nucleotides long. RefSeq lists its product as uncharacterized. Gene Ontology annotation, molecular function: sequence-specific DNA binding; DNA-binding transcription factor activity. Gene Ontology annotation, biological process: regulation of DNA-templated transcription. NCBI's taxonomy places the organism in Eukaryota, Fungi, Basidiomycota, Tremellomycetes, Tremellales, Tremellaceae. Bases 1 to 3612 code for a protein of 1203 amino acids. The transcript has 8 exons. The record is from RefSeq and is a predicted model, not a curated record.